UUGUUUUUCGCUUAUUUUUAGUUAAGAUCUUGUCGUUAUGGAGAUUGUGCGUGAUCACGUGACCAAGCAACCUGAAUAGUGUAUAGACAGCAUUGAAUGCGUGUACAAAAAUACAUUAUUUACGUUUUUGUAGAGGAGGGGUGCUAGUUGUAGAUAGUAAAGAUGCACAAAAGUUAUCAGUCGAUAUUGCCGACCCACAACAAGCUCCUACAGAAGCGAUGGGACACAACAUAUUAUGAUGAACACAGGCGAAAGGUGCGAACGGCUGCUCCAAUGGUUGAUACAAAAGCUCCCCCCACUUACAUGCACCUUCACCUGAAACUCAAAAAGCUACAAUUAGAAGAAGAGAGACUAGCAACGAUAGAAAGAGACAACCGAAUCUUACUAGAAAAAAUGUCUUACAUCAUGAGGACUAGAGGCCGUGUAGAUAAUAGGAAUAUGUAUGAAUAUAAAAGUUUAAACAAGGAGAAACGGCAACGUGAGCUUUUACGUGUCACUAAGGAGAACCAGGCCAUUCUACAGAGAGUCACCAUGAGGCAACCAGAAUACAGUGCCAAACGGUGGGCGGAUAUCUGGGACGAGGAGCAGAAGUUCAUCGAUAACAUCAGCCACUACCCCAAAAACUGGUGGCUCAUGAAGAAGGAGAGGACCAAGUCUAAACUUGAUAGUCGAUCUCAGAAAACACGAUCUAGCAAAGACCAGGAGAGACGAGAAGAAAGGGAAGAAGACGAGAGGAAGGAGGAGGAAAAAACAGAACUAAAAGAGAAGAAGCCAGAGAAAAAAGAGGAGAAAAAAGAGGAGAAGACGGAGUUAAAGGAGAAAAAGACUCAGGAGAAGAAGGAGGAACCUAAGAAAUCGACAUCCUCCGAGGAACCGACAGAAUCACCAACAAAAUCCAACGAGGAAACUCAAGACAAAAUCGCCGAAUAAGUAUUCAGAACAAACUAGAAAUAAAUUUACUUGUUCAGAGGAAACCAAAAAACUUGUUCAUCUGACACCUGUAUAUGAAACUGACACCUUUAUAGGGAAAUGUUGUUGACUUUUUUUUUAAUUUGAAAAAAAAGUAAUGAAGAGACUUGUCAAAUUUGGAAAGGAUACUAUUUGUGCACAGACUGCUUGAAGCUGCCAAACUGGUGUCACAAAUCUGAUUAUUGUUUAUUAUCUACUGAGCAGUUUUAUAUUUGAUCACUGAAAAUUGCUGAAAUAAAGAGAAAAGCACAUAUUCAUAUUAUCUCCCCUUGAAGAGUAAUGGCUAUAUAUUUUUUAAAAAAUUAAGUAACUUUUAUUAGAGUAAAUAAUACCUCAUUGACAAGAUGUAUAUUGUGAGUUUUAUUAUGAAUACAAAAGGGUACUGUAGUGUUUCUGAUAAACGUUUGUUAUGAAUCUGUAGGAAGUAUUUACUGUUUUUUUCUGAUAAAUGUUUGUUAUGAAUCUGUAGGGAUUAUUAUUUUUUUCCGUCCAAAUGUUGUUAUAAAUUGAUCAUGACAAUGAAUUCUCUAUGAGAUUUACAAUCACAACAUCCUGUGAUAUGCUGUGAAUUUGAUUCACGUUUUUUUUAUGCCGAAUCUGAUUUUUAUUGAUGAUUUUUUUUUGUUGUUGUUGCUUUGUUUGCUAUUGUCCCUGUGAUCACUCCACCUUGAUUUUUACUGCCUCAUGUGGAGUCUGUUUUACUUGUGUGUUUAACUUAUCCUGGCAAAAUCUUAAUACGCGAGCAAUUGUGGAAAGUUAAUCAAACUAAACUACUUAACAAGAGCCAGGUCAGAAUAGGUUUAGAUAUUGUUCAUUCAUUGUAUGUCAAUUAUGUCUUUAAAUUAAUAGAAUAAUGACUAGGUCUGGAAUUUAAAUUUUGAAAAGAAAAACGUAUACAUAAUGAUUAAAAAUAAUUUUAUGUGUAAUUUUACAAAGAUAAUAUACCUUUAUCUAUUUGAACUAUGGUUGAACGCUAAAGGGAAGUAACUCUUGCAGGGGAAGUAACUGUAUUCUAUCUUGCUAUAAUUUUCCAUUACAUAUCCAUAAUCCUAUUAUUGUAUGAAUCAGUAUUUCAUGUAUGUUACAUGUAAAAAGCUAGAUAGAACUUUAUGUAUCUUGUCUGUUUAUUUGAAAUCUUUUUUUUUACUGAUUGAAUAAACCUAAGUUCAUUA
Molecule: messenger RNA, 2141 nt
Organism: Saccostrea echinata
Lineage: Eukaryota; Metazoa; Mollusca; Bivalvia; Ostreida; Ostreidae
Product: sperm axonemal maintenance protein CFAP97D1-like
Exons: 5
Coding region: 163-930 (255 amino acids)
Source: RefSeq, a predicted model, not a curated record